This is a messenger RNA of Belonocnema kinseyi, 600 nucleotides long. RefSeq lists its product as uncharacterized. Bases 1 to 600 code for a protein of 199 amino acids. The record is from RefSeq and is a predicted model, not a curated record. NCBI's taxonomy places the organism in Eukaryota, Metazoa, Arthropoda, Insecta, Hymenoptera, Cynipidae. The transcript has a single exon.
AUGGAGAAUGCAGGAUGGCUCAACAUCCCGGAAGGAACAAAACGCCUUAACAAUGAUGAGGGAUAUUUUGAUGUCACUGUUCCACUCAGUAUGAUCUUGGGAUUUGCUGAAGACUAUGGAAAAAUCUUUGUAAACGCAAAGCAUGAACUUGUUCUGACAAGAUCGCGCAGUGACAUAAAUGCUAUUGUUCAAGCACGACAAGAGCCUGGAACUGAAGAGCAAUUUAAGAUCUCGAUACAUAAAGUGGAGUGGAUGAUACCAUAUGUAGUGGCUUCAGAUCAGCAAAAGAUACACUUGUUGAACAUUAUUGGAAAAGAUUUUCUCACCACCAUGAGUUUUCGCUCAUGGGAAUUGUAUGAGUACCCCCUGCUCCCCACCACCUCAAGACAUAUAUGCACUGUGAAAACAUCAACUCAGUUGGAAAAACCGCGGUACAUUGUACUGGGUUUCCAGACAGGCAGAAAGGAUAAACUAAUCAGAUAUGCUAAUCGCUUUGACCACUGCAAUAUAACUAAUGUGAAGUUAUUCCUCAAUUCACAGUACUAUCCGUACGGAAAUUUUAAUUUGAACUUUGGUCAUAAUCAGUUUACGCUACUGUAG